This is a messenger RNA of Anopheles stephensi (Asian malaria mosquito), 918 nucleotides long. Its product is annotated as PRKR-interacting protein 1 homolog. The transcript has 2 exons. The record is from RefSeq and is a predicted model, not a curated record. Gene Ontology annotation, molecular function: protein kinase binding; protein kinase inhibitor activity; double-stranded RNA binding. Lineage: Eukaryota; Metazoa; Arthropoda; Insecta; Diptera; Culicidae. Gene Ontology annotation, cellular component: nucleolus. The coding region runs from base 116 to 871 and encodes 251 amino acids. Gene Ontology annotation, biological process: negative regulation of protein kinase activity.
UAAGGGCUUGCGAAGAAAACUAGUCAACAAAACAAAAGCAUCGUGAAUGUAAACAAACCCCGUUCGGUGCGUACAAUUUUCUCCAAACUCUAGUAAAUAGAAAACUGCAAUUGAAAUGGAAAUACGCAACGAAGUUAAGCAGAAGGACCAGGAGGUGGAAAAGAAAAAGUUUGUCGUGCGCAAUGCUGCAGAUAUACAGAGAGCCAAACUGGAGAAGCUCAUGAAGAAUCCGGACAAACCAGUCAUGAUUCCAGCACCGAGCAAGAAUCGGGACUUUUCCACUGCCAUUCCAUCGUUCGUGCGGAACGUUAUGGGUUCGAGUGCGGGCGCCGGGUCAGGCGAGUUCCACGUGUACCGCCAUCUGCGCCGGAAGGAAUACGCUCGACAGAAGCAAAUUCAAGAGAAAAGUCACGCCGAACAGCUGGACGAUGCGUUCCAGCAGAAGCUAGAAAACAAUCGGAAAGCUGCCGAGGAACGCACAGCCAAGAAGCGCGCUAAACGUUUGAAGAAAAAGUCCAAACAAAAGGCGCAACAGCGAGGAAAGAAACCGAAACUCACCGAAAGUGGGAAUGACAUGUCGGAAGAUUCGUCUGAGGAGCAGGAGGAGGAGGAACCCGUUGGGAAGCUAACUCAAGAUGCGAACGCCAAUAAGGAUGAAACGCAGAAGGAUACUGACUGCGACAAGGAACAACACGAAACAGACAAAUCGGAUGAUACCACUGGGAAAGAAGAUGAAACAACGCAGCUUCCGAACCAAGGCACUGAAAACUCAGAAUCACCAUCCGAAGCUAACACCGAAGAUCAACCGCUCGAGUCUGGGAAAGAUUCGAAUGAUCGACCAAAUGACACUGAAGGAAACACCGCAAACUAGCCAGAGACAAGAAAAUAAAGGUACAAAUCAAUGACCAAUUAAAAAAA